AAAAGCUCCUUUCCGGUAACUACGCGUAUAGCAUUGAUCUACAAGGAAAGUGAAAAGUGAUAUGCAGCGUGACAGUUGGGACCAGGAUAGUAAAAAUGCUCUUAGUAUUUGUCUAUACCAUUAUUGGUAUGAUGCCGUAAGUGCCAAAUGAACAAACGUGAACUAAAACAUGCCUACCGCUAAAGACUGUAGUGCUAAGAAAAUGUGUUCUCUGUGCCCACCUCGCAAGAAGACUCUUCCCAAGAAAAACGUCAGAUUCGAUUCCAUCGUCGACACUUUCUCCAUCUCGGACACCACGUCAUCACAUCAACGGCCCUGGUUGACUCUAGAAAACAGAUUUUGACGAAGUAAUCCGGCAGGUGAAAUAAAGUCCAAAAAAAAAGAAUGAAAAUUGUGC
This is a messenger RNA of Acanthoscelides obtectus, 397 nucleotides long. Lineage: Eukaryota; Metazoa; Arthropoda; Insecta; Coleoptera; Chrysomelidae. The record is from the annotation of a GenBank genome assembly.